CAUCCCAUUCUCUCUUUGAUCCCCCCACAGGCGACGUGAAUUAUCAACUCUUCUUCUUCUUUUGACGUACUGAAAAACGAGUUUGGAACUCGCUAAACUGAGUUUCUUAACUCGUUAUUCUCUUUCUCUUCGCAACAUCACCAUUUUACAAAAUCAAAUCUCAGCCAAAACCUUAAACUUUAUUAUCAAUUCUGAGGUGUUCUUUAGUAUUUAUUACACACAGAAAUUAAAGUACAGAUCUCAUUGAAGUUCAUUUAGUCGUCGUUGUUGUUGUUGUUUUAAGAUCUUGAUUUAAGAGAUAGAUCGCGUUGUUUUUUCAUGGCAGAUAAGUUUCGUUUUUUAGGAUUUCUUUUAUUUGUAUUUUUCUAUAUAGAUGUGUUUUUAGUAUUUGGCAAUGCGGAAAUGGGUAAAAAUUGUUCAAGGAAUACUUCUUAUUUGGGUUAUGAAUCAGAAUUUAUAAUGAUGCAACAUCAAUUAAGAGGUGUAUUUACGUUAAUUGAUGAUUGUUCAUUUAGGGUUACUGAAUUUGAUAUGAUUCAAGGUUCUGAUGAUGUUCAUUGGUGGGGUUCCGUAGGUGAUACUUUCGAGAAUCUAACUCUAGGGUUUCAAAUCAGUGAUGAUAAGUUGAAUAGAACUUAUAAAAAUGAUACUUUUAUUGUUCAUUUGAAGAAUAUUACAUGGGAUCACAUUAAAGUGGUUUCCAUUUGGGAUAAACCAACUGCUUCUGAUUUUGGUCAUGUUAUUCUUGAAAACCCUAGAAACUUCAGUUUCACUCCUAGUCCAAGUAUAGCACCAUCACCAUCUGAAUCUACUAACAAGACCAAUAGUAGUAGCAGCAGUAGUAGUGAUAACAGUAGUAGAAAUAAAAGCCGGAUUUAUGAGCAACCGACCAUGUUUGAUAACUGUAAAACCCUUUCAACAAAUUAUCGUCUCAGAUGGACUUUAAGUUCUGAAUUGAAUUUGAUAGAUAUUGGUCUUGAAGCUGCAAUUCAAUCACAAUAUUAUAUGGCGUUUGGUUGGGCUGAUCCUAACUCUUCCUCGGGAUUAAUGUACCAUGCCGAUGUUGCUGUAACGGGAUUAACGGAAGAAGGUAUGCCUUUCGCUGAUGAUUACUUCAUAACUAAGUAUAGUGAAUGUCUACUUAGUAAGGAUGGAUCAGUUCAGGGAGUUUGUCCAGAUACAAUCUAUGAGGGUUCUGAUCCAGUUGGGUUGGUGAACAACACUAAGUUGGUUUAUGGGCAUCGCAGGGAUGGUGUUUCGUUCAUUCGUUAUCAGCGGCCUCUGAAUUCUGUCGACAAGAAAUAUGAUCUACCUGUGAAUCACGCUGAUAACAUGACUGUGAUUUGGGCAUUAGGAUCCAUUAGGCCCCCAGACACUCUUCGCCCUUAUUAUUCCCCACAAAACCAUGGUGGUCCUCUACAAGUGGCGUACGGAAGUCUAGUCCUUAACGUAUCCGAGCAUGUGAAUGAUUGUGUAGGGCCAUUGGAUGCUGAAGACAAAGAAGAUCAAGAUCUUAUAUUUGCAGAUGGAAAAACACCUCUAGUUGUCACUGCAGGCCCGGCUAUGCAUUAUCCAAAUCCGCCAAAUCCCGCAAAAGUGCUGUAUAUUAAUAAGAAAGAGGCUCCUGUCUUGAGAGUGGAAAGAGGUGUUCCAGUAAAGUUUUCAAUACAAGCUGGGCAUGAUGUCGCUCUGUACAUUACUUCUGACCCUAUUGGUGGAAAUUCUACCAACAGAAACACGUCGGAGAUUAUAUAUGGUGGAGGUUCUGAUGCUGAAGGAGUUCCUGCAAGCCCGACUGAGUUGACUUGGUCGCCCGACCGGAAUACACCAGACCAAGUUUAUUAUCACUCAUUGUUUGAGCAGAAAAUGGGCUGGAAAGUACAGGUGGUUGAUGGUGGUCUCUCAGAUAUGUACAAUAACAGCGUUGUUCUGGAUGAUCAGCAAGUUACAUUGUUCUGGACAUUAUCGGAUAAGUCAAUAUCUAUGGCAGCUCGAGCAGAGAAAAAAAGUGGAUACCUUGCUAUAGCAUUCGGCAGUGGUAUGGUAAAUAGUUAUGCUUAUGUGGGUUGGGUCGAUGAUAGCGGGAAGGGCAAGGUCAACACAUACUGGAUUGACGGUAAGGAUGCAUUGAGUGUGCAUCCAACCAAGGAGAACUUGACAUACGUAAGAUGCAGAUUAGAGAAUGGUAUCAUCACUUUGGAGUUUACUCGUCUUAUGGAUCCUUCCUGCAGUGGAAGUGAGAGACCUGAAUGUAACAAUAUAAUUGAUCCGACUACACCUCUUAAAGUUGUUUGGGCCAUGGGUGCACGAUGGGUGGAGGACAGGCUGAGUGAGAGAAAUAUGCAUUCUGUUACUAGCAGUAGGCCUGUUAGGGUACUGCUCAUGCGUGGGUCAGCAGAAGCAGAGCAGGAUCUACGCCCGGUUUUAGCUGUUCAUGGUUUUAUGAUGUUUGUUGCUUGGGGCAUCCUUCUUCCAGGUGGAAUAUUAGCAGCAAGGUACUUAAAACAUGUGAAGGGCGAUGGAUGGUAUCAGAUUCAUGUCUACUUGCAGUAUUCAGGAUUGGCAAUUGUCCUACUCGGUGUUCUUUUUGCUGCGGCUGAGCUUCGAGGAUUUUUUAUCGACUCUGUUCAUGUUAAGUUUGGAAUUGCGGCAAUAUUUUUAGCUUGUGUGCAGCCAAUAAAUGCAACUUUACACCCGAAGAAGCCUGCUAAUGGAGAGGAGCCUUCAUCACAAAGGGUCCUUUGGGAGUAUGGUCAUAUUAUUGUGGGGAGAUCUGCCAUUGUAGCAGGAAUUGCGGCACUUAUUAGUGGGAUGAAGCAUCUAGGAGAAAGAUAUGGUGGUCAGAACGUUCAAGGACUUAACUUUGCUUUAAUCUUUUGGAUCUUGAUGGGUUUAUUAUUAGUUAUAUAUUUGGAGUACGGCGAAUCAAAGCGGAGAAGGGCAAGAAGUUUUGGAAGAAGUAAUUGGGUACUAGGGAACAUUGGGGAAGAUGAUUCUACGGAUCUUCUUCACUCGGACAGAACAUUUACUGAUGGGGAUAUUCAUCCAUCUGAAAGAAUGGAAGUUCAGUUAGAGCCUUUGACUAGAUAGAGAAUUUUAUUUUACACUUUUGUUCCUGCGAAUUGUUUAAUAUAGAUUCAUUUCUUAUCCGGGAAUGGGACAUUUUCCGACUUACAGAAGGAGUUCCCUUCUCUGUGUCUGCCACAAAAGGAUCCUCAUAGUGAUGAACCAGGGUUUAUUACUCUCCUUAUUCUUGGAAUGAACAGGUCUGUAGUGAGAGUAAUCACACCCUGCGAUGUGUAAUUUGUAUACUUAAUACAAUUUUUGGAGAAUAGCGGAGAGUUAAGUUGUUUUA
Messenger RNA from Papaver somniferum (opium poppy), 3355 nucleotides. RefSeq names its product cytochrome b561, DM13 and DOMON domain-containing protein At5g54830-like. The coding region runs from base 319 to 3090 and encodes 923 amino acids. The transcript has a single exon. The record is from RefSeq and is a predicted model, not a curated record. Lineage: Eukaryota; Viridiplantae; Streptophyta; Magnoliopsida; Ranunculales; Papaveraceae.